UUCCCACAAUGCAUCAGUCCAACAACGUGCGUAUAUAUCUAUCAGAAAUUCAGAAGCAAAUAACAGACUUCGGAACGAGCAACAGACGCACAGAGCUGAAAUGGAAGAUCCGAGGAGACGUUCCACUCUGUCGUUCUCUUUCAUCCUCUGCUUCUCACUGUGGCUCACGCCUGGAGAAACCUUUUGGGAUCAAUGCCUUGACGAAUGUCCGGCGAAGUAUUUCACCUCCACGUACGAUGUGCGAUGUAAAGACAGGUGUGCAAAGCACGGUUAUGACUACUACUGGUGCCAUUCCCAAGAGGGCUGGAACUACUGCUCACCAGGAGAGAACAUUGAUUACAAAGGCAACACCUGUAGCAAUGACUGUGGCAAAUAUGGAGAAAGCUACUACAAGUGUUUGUUGUGGGGAAUGUCCUGGAGCCAAUGUGCUCGGGUGGAGCCGAGGGCAAUGAUUCCUUCCACCAGGUAUCAGAGACAAUGUGUUGACAGGUGUCAGUACUAUGAGUCAGAUGAUUACUUCUGGUGCCAUGAUGGAGAGAACUGGGAGUACUGCUCACCUCUACCAGACCACACCUACAAAAAUGAACCUUGUCGCUUCAAUCACCAGUGUGGAAGCUAUGGUGAGAGUUACACCUGGUGCUACACAACAUACAACAACGACUGGGAUUACUGUGGAGUGAUCAGUCCUGGAGAGUGUGUGUUUUCCCAGACGUCCCGCGCCAAACGACAAACUAAUAAUCCAAGAGUGAUCUGUACCAGGGAAGAGAACAACAACAGGAGACUUUCAGAGAAGAAGGAGAUUCUAGAAACAUCGUUCCAACCAACAGAAGGUUACGCAACGAAGCCCUAGACUUAAUUAACCAAUGGGACAACCAGGGCUUGAGUGACCAGUCCAGGUCCAACUUGAUAACGUCGGACAAUCUUCGCCUUGACAACCAGGGACUGGUCAACAGGAACAAUCAGCGGUGUUACAACCUGCAAAUCCAGAUCAACAGACAACGCCCUUCUGGACGCAGCACCACUGUGGCACAGAUCCUAGUUCCUGUUGACACGUCAGCUGAAUACAUGCGUUUGGCCUUCAGGGAGAGUUUACAGCGUCAGGUCGGUGUGGUGGUGGAAGUCAAUGAAGCAUCCACCUCCACAAACAACAACCAGAAGUGUUGUAAACGACGUAAAAAUUAACGUCGCCCAAAUGUGUGUAGCUGAUGAUUGUGACAGCGCACACGUGAACUGCCUCAUGUCAGAGGCAGAAUGAGUGAGUGAAGCUCUCAGUUAGCAAAAGUUCUGUCUUAAUCGGUUUUCAAUCAGUCUUUAUCAAUAAUCACUCAAUACCAGAGAAUGAUUUUUUAUUAUUUGUCCUCUGAGUGCUUUCUGCAGAUGAAGUGGUUCUGUUAGCUUCAUCGGGCCGGGACAUCCUUAAGGCUGCGACACACUUUACACCCAACUGUCACCUUUGACCAUCACAGGCUCAUUCCUGACAUGAACCAUGUUUGAUAUCCACGGGAAUUGGCUACGACAGAAAACAGCAAAAGCCAAUGAGGAUGUUGUGUAGUUUUACAUCUGCGACUAAACAUUAAAACUCAGCUUCAGCUCAUGCUAGAAACUGUAUCAGCCAAUUCGGCCUCUAAGCCACGCCUCCAUGUUUGUUUUCCUUCUGAAGGUCGAUAUAAGCUUCUCCGUUUUUACAGACACGGACAUAUAGGACCGCCCUUUAAGCCGUGGAACCGCCUCGGAGAGCUUUUCGAGCACCUCUGAUUUUUCUAACUACACGUCGGCAUGUUGGAGAGCCUAGGGACAGCCCUUGGCUGUGAUUGGUCCGCUAAUGACAUAAUUUCCGCACAACGUCAUUUCCGGACCUAAAUAUUCCUGUUUCAUUCCCUAUAUCCCUAUUUCAAAAUAAACCCAAACACAACUACGAUUCUACGAUUAAUGUGACAAGUGUGUUAAGCCAGCGGAGUUGUCCAGCUGACGGUGGCUCGUUAGAGCAGUGGUUCUCAACCUUUUUUCAGUGAUGUACCCCCUUUGAAAUAAAAAUUCAGCCGAGUACCCCCUUACCAGCGCAAAGGAUUUUUGGUUGAAAGAAAGGUGUAAUACACAGUGCUGUGCCAUUUGUGUCUGAUUUUAAUAAACCUUGAAACUAGACACUUUCAAAUUUAAAACUCCAUCAAUGUCCAUAACAUUGCUCAUUUGUAGUGGUCUCUCUUGAACUAUUUGGAAAUAAAAUGUUAUAAAAAUAACUAAACACUUAUAUAACUGAAUAAUUAUCUCAAUUAUAAAUAUAGAUUUGUGCACAUACAAAUUAUUAUCAACUGAAAGUGACCUCUUUUGGGAUCAUAAUAAAGAUAUGUUCUCAAACUGAACUCAUGAAAUUAAUUAUAGAUAAACGCUUCUUCAGAAACAAGAAAAUCAUUAACUUCAUUUUAAAUAAAAGUAAAAAUUUCUUCUUUAAGGAUCGAAAAAAAAUACUGAUCUUAAAUUUACAAACUGUCAACACUGGUGAUCACAUUGUUCCAUUGAACUGAGUGAGUACUUUUCCAUUUCGAUUUUAGUGAGAAACUUGUGCUUAUGCUUCACUGAGGAUCUUUUUCAGUCUUGGUGGCAGGGAAGCAACUGCUGUGAUCAAGCUCUUCUCAAGGCAGAGUCUGUUUCUUUGCUUUGGUUUGAUCACAGUCAUUGCAGAGAAGGAGGCCUCACAUAAAUAUGUGCAGGCAAAGGGUAGCAGUUGCUCCAAAUCUUUCUGUCUCAGGUCAGGGUGCUCCUGCUUCACACACCCAGAACUGUGUGAGUGUGGAUGUAGCAAACUUCACCUGGAGGCCACGGUCAGAUCACACUUCCAGGAGUUUUUCCUGAUAAGUGACAGGUAGCUUGUUUCCAUUUGCUUUGGAGAGGCUUUUCGCAUCGUGUCUUGAGAUGACCUGAAUUCAGAAAGUUUCCUCUUGAAAUACUCAGGUGGCUUACCAACAUGACUUUCAUGUUUUGUCUGGAGAUACCGCUGAAGAUGUGCUGGCUUCAUGCCACUGUUGGCUAAUCUCACCCCACAGAAAAAACGUGUUAAUAAAGUGUUAAUAACCAAAUCUAUGUCAUUGUUAAUAUUGUUGAAGUGUCUUUCUGUUAUUUUAUUAUGAAAUAUUUGCUCGCUUUAAGGUCAGACAAUUUCAUUUCCGUUUUUGUAUUACAUGCUUUUAUUUUGAAAGUGUUCCGGUGGAGACGCGGACUUCCUGUUAUGAAUCUGUAACUUCACAACAGAACAGUGUGAUGUUUUAGCGACGCUCCGAAGAGACACACGCUCUCACAGUGCUGUUUAGGGGAGUUUCAAAUAAACCUGAAAACAUCAGUUAGAGUUUCGACCUUCUUGUGAAUACUGAAGGAAUUUUGCCGGCUCUGGUUUCGCCUUCUUUGUCACUUGUCCCUCCGUGUUUCAGCCGCACUGCUGCUGCGCUUCAACCCCGACUCGAGUUUUCAAGGCAGCAGUGAUGACACGUGAUGACAGGUGGCGUGUGCCAGGUUGGGUCAAACCAUCGGUAUGGGGGUACUCUGGGUUUUUAGGAUAAUGAAAUUUGAAUAGCCUACUGAAUAUAAAAUUCAAUUCAUGAACUUACACUUAUAUUUCAUUGAAUAUUUAUUAAAUAACAAUUUUUACAGGAUUUUUGAAUGGAUGCUUAUUUUAAAUAUAUUUCAAAAAAAUCUCACGUACCCCCUGGAGUACCUUCAAGUACCCCCAGGGGUACGCGUACCCCCAUUUAAGAACCACUGCGUUAGAGCACUGACGGCAUGUGUGCACGGUCACAUACGGUUAUAACUAACUUUUGUAACGGCGCUAGCCACCAUGCUAACUUCGGUGGUAACCGCGCAAAAACCCGCUGUCACGACAUUAAUUCCACUUCUAUCAUGACACUGUUUCUCAAACACCAUCAGGUUUGAAGCAAACACUGGGCAGUAGUUAGUAUCGGGAGUCCCUGCUGACUGUGUGUGGAAGCUGGGGGGGAAGCUAGCAGCCUCCGUGUAGCUUCAAGCUGUGUGAUUAGCAACGCAGUUCGGAAACAAGACCGGGGAACCGCUGCGCUAAGAAACGAUAACAUCAGCAUUUUGACCCGCUAGGUGUCACUUUAUUUUAUUUAGUUGCAAAAAUAAACAGGUAAAUAAACAACGUGGACUUCUUCUGCAUAUUUAGAACUCAUGAGGUAGGCUUCUCUAAGCUCGUCUUCCGUUGCGCAACCUACUGUUCUGCCGGUGAAUUGUUUUCAGCACGUCAGGCGUCCGAGAAGCAUAAAUGAAAAAGAGUCCGUGGGAUCCGUGCGUCCCCCCCGGGCGCAACGGACUUGGAGUAGCUACUGGAGCCUUGAGUCUCGUGCGUUUCUGUGAGAUCGUUUCCUACAGUCGGCAAGUUUGUGGUUUCACGUUCUGGCCAAAUCGUCCAGUGUUCGGACAAUUAUAAGAUUAAAGAUCGUUUCAACUGUCGUUGUGUCUGAAAUCUUUAGUCCCUGAAUUACAAUGUGGAACCAGAACUAACCAGAUGAAACUAUGGAACAAACACACAAAGCUUCAGACGCUCAGUGAGAAAAACAUCUUCAAAGAGUCUCUGACUGAAACGUUGAUAAUUUUCAAAGAGUUUUACACAGAUUCAAGUGAGUGGAGGAGUCUUAUAAUGUGUUUCUUUUUGCUUUAGUGCUGAUACUGAGUCCGAUGUUUAUUUUCCUCUGUUGAAUGAAAUAAAGCAGUAACUAUAAUGUGCCUCACAACUGAUUUAUAAACUACCUGUGUGCUUGUUGGAUGAUUUACAGCUGAAUAUCGAGCUCAGGCUGACGGGAAGAGUCGCUCAUCAAAUAUGGAAUUUGUCCUCUGCUCUCUGAUCAGACUCAGAAACAGCAGUGAUGUGCACGUGAAAACAUCUGCAGCCCAAAGCCUGUAGCUGUGCACGUUCUGUCUGUUUACACAUGAACAUGGAAUAUUACUGUUAUUAUAUUAUAUAAUGUCCCUGUCUAUAGUCAUAUACAUUCUACAUAUAUAUGCAUUUAUAAAUGUGUGUGUAAGACUCUGUAUCUUUCAGGGGAGUUCAACAAUAAACUUCUUUGACUCUGUGUAAA
Molecule: messenger RNA, 5084 nt
Organism: Limanda limanda (common dab)
Lineage: Eukaryota; Metazoa; Chordata; Actinopteri; Pleuronectiformes; Pleuronectidae
Exons: 2
Coding region: 101-850 (249 amino acids)
Source: RefSeq, a predicted model, not a curated record